Molecule: messenger RNA, 3014 nt
Organism: Acipenser ruthenus (sterlet)
Lineage: Eukaryota; Metazoa; Chordata; Actinopteri; Acipenseriformes; Acipenseridae
Product: E3 ubiquitin-protein ligase RNF128-like
Exons: 7
Coding region: 323-1531 (402 amino acids)
Source: RefSeq, a predicted model, not a curated record
GAUCAACAUAAUGUACUGUUUGCAAUUCCCGAUUGGCAACUCGAGUCGUUGUCGCUUUAAGAAAACAGGCGUGUUCAAAUUCCGUUCGACCUCAUUUAUUGGGCAGAGGAAAGGUUUUCGCAAACUGAAAAGUUGUGAACAGCUGCCGAAGGACACUAGUCAGAGUUAAAUAAAAAGCAGGUGCAGAGCAGAGACGAGACGAGACCAUAACACACUCAGACUGAGUUACUGUGGGUCGUGGUGCUGGAGCGUGUUUUGUGGGGUUUAGAUCAACAUUUGGUCGUGUAUCUAACUUUUUUUUUUAACAUUUGAUUUCGUCACUAUGAGUUUUCACGGCAAGCGAAGCGUGUGCUGCUGGCUUCUCCUGGUUUGCAUUUUCUAUUUCACUUGCCUGCACGGCUCCAACGCGAGUUCAUUGUGGACCGCUUAUGUGAACAUUUCCUUCGUCGAUCCGCAGACCAACAAGACAGUGUGGGAGGAUGAGGAAAGUGGACUCUAUGGACAGAAUUCGGACAUUACCAACGCGAACGGGAUAGUGGUUUUGCCAGACCCGCUGCACGGCUGCUCGGAACACACCGUGUAUGAUGUACCCGAAUAUGCAAAGAAAAAGUGGAUAGCCUUGGUUCAGCGGGGAAAUGGAUGUACAUUUACCGAGAAAAUCACGCAGGCUGGUUUUCGGGGUGCUGUUGCGGUGGUAAUCUUUAACUACCCCACUUUGGGAAAUGAAGUCAUUGAAAUGUAUCACCCAGGGGCGAAGGACACAGUCGCCAUCAUGGUUGGCAACAGCAAGGGCAUGGAGAUCAUGCAGCUGAUCCACAGCGGGAUCCAGGUCACCCUGACCAUCAAGGUGGGCAAGCAGCAUGGCCCCUGGAUGAGCCACUACUCGGUUUUCUUCAUCUCCAUCUCCUUCUUCAUCGUCACCGCUGCCACCGUGGGAUACUUCAUCUUCUACUCUGCCCGUCGGCUCCACACCUCCAGAGCGCUGAACAGGAGACAGAAGCAGCUCAAAGCGGAUGCCAAGAAAGCCAUCGGCCAGUUGGAGGUCCGAACUCUAAAGCCAGGCGACAAGGAGAUUGGAGCAGACGCGGACAGCUGUGCGGUUUGCAUCGAGGUCUACAAACUGAACGAUGUCGUGCGCAUAUUAACCUGCAACCACCUGUUCCACAAAACCUGCAUUGACCCUUGGCUUCUGGAACACAGAACCUGCCCCAUGUGUAAAUGUGACAUCCUGAAGGCUCUGGGCAUUGAGCCUGAUGAUGAGGAAGCUAGUGAGCCAGUUCAAAGUGUGCCAGUGCUUAGCAGCGCCCCUGAAAGCAGCGCCCCGCUCCCCACAGAGGAUAGCCUCAGUGAGACCGCCUCAUCGGGGUACGCCUCUGUACAUGAAGUGGACGAGCGCGUGUUGGAGGAAGAGAAUCCGAUUCCAGCGAACAGCGUGGUGAGGAUGGAGGUGCUCCCACACUACGACAACCUCACCUUUGAAACGGAGGAAGGUGCCCCUCGCUAUGACAACCUGCAGCAAGUCCAGACCUGAGCUGCUUCAUGCACAGGAGUUUCAGGAUGCUGCUACCAUGGGACCAGGCGCACAAAUCAGUCGCACCCUUAUCUCCUGGAAAUGCUCUAUCGUGACGCUGAUGUCACUAAACCAAUAAUUAACUGUAGGUUUGACCUACUCUUAAAUCAGGGAUGUAUUAGAGUUUGAGAUGGUUAAAACGAGGAUCUAAUUUAUAAAAACCCUAAAAGCAAAACCUUUGCUCAUGCAUUGAUUUUAUUUUAUUAAUAUUCUAUGCACUUGCUUCAUGUAUAUAGAAUGACUAGAAAGUGGACAUGUUUGCAUAGGCUAAAGGGCUUUUAAGGAUUUUUAUUGUUUAAUUGUAUGUAAAUUUAUUAUACAAUUAUCUCGUACUGAAAUUUCAGGCUUUGCGAAAAAAACAUUCGUGGAGCAGUAAUAAAUGCAAUGUGUUUUUUAAUGGUUCUGAAUCAACUAAUCUUUGCCAUUUAAGUGGCACACAUUGUUCCUGUCUCUGUUUAGAUAAGUUCAUGUGAACUUAAAUGUUUAUAUAUGGUUUGUCCAAAUGGUGGUGGUUGUGUGUGGGGGUGUUUUUUUUUAAACCAGUCCCAGCGUUUUGCCUCCAGAGAGGGAUCUGUCCAGUUCAAACUGGCACCCCUGUGGUUCAAUCUAUUGGUCUGUUUUGCAGUAAAAGGGCAUCAGCAAUACUGUAAGGGACAAAGUAACUUUUGGUUUUAAAGCUAUACAGUUUAAUUUUAAAAGCAUUAUAUUGGUAACUAUUGUAAAUAAAAGAAAAAAAUACAUUAAAUAAAUUUGAAUAGGCGUCUGCUUUAGUCAGGGCUAUGGUACCAGAACAAGAUGCAAUGGCACCUGUGCUUAAAACAGCAAUGCUGCCCCCUGCAGAGCUGUUCUUUGUUUGUGUUCUUCAUAACACCUAUUCUGGGUUUUAUUGUGUGUGUGUUUUUUUUCUUUUUUUUUUUUUUGGCGAGUCCUUCGUAUCCUUAUCGUUUUUAUGCUUCACAUUUAAAAUGCACAGCAGCACCGAUUUUGGUACGUAACCGAAGCGCGUCCAAUUCCUGAGCACAGGCUUACAUUUGUUUGAUUCACUUUAUCUGUUUACUUGAUUGCCUUAACUUUUUGAAACCACAUGUGUUUUUUUUUGUUUUUGUUUUUGUUUUUCCAAAUCCAGACUGCCUGCACUUUAUUUAAGCUGUCCUCUGUAUUGUAAUAUUGUUGUGACGUUCAUCUGUAAUGUUACUGUGAGAUCAGGAAGAUGGGACUCCUUUUCGUCUCUUUCCACAUAGCUACGGCACCACAGUGGACUGGCUUAGACAUGUACUCCAAAGUAUUUCUAUCAAUCAGAAAGACUUCGUAUUAGUUCUCUUUCCUGCUAUAUCUAUCUGUCAAGAGUAGGGUAUUUGAUAACUGAUGUACAUAUAAUUAAAGCUUUAUAAUAAAGUAAAAUCCACACUCAAACAAAUUGUAAAUAAAUUCCUUCACUAUUAAA